AAACAAACUGCCACAAGUUGUAUGCCCAAACCGAAUUUGUGUGCGAAUCACACUUCUUGGGCUUGUUAUUGGGUGUGAUUAAUCGCCUUUAGGCAACACAGGGAUAAGUAGUCAUGCCAAAGCGCAACGAUGAAGAUGAAGAAAUUAUUUUUGAUGACAGAGAGGACACGGAAGAAGAUCCUAUAAACAUUGGAAAUGGCUCUGAUGAAGAUAAUGAUGAUGAUGAGGGUAAUGAAGAUCUUAGCUUGAAGAUAUUAGAGAAAGUGUUAUCGAGGCAUGAUUCAAAGAAGAUAAGUAUGUUAGAUCUGUCCGGUUCUGGUGUAGUAAGUACUGUGAUUGUCAAUGGAGGAAAUUCAAAGAGUAGUAAGAAGAUGAACGGAACCAAUCCAAAAGAUGCCCAUAAAAUUUCCAUUGGUUCAGCAGACCAAAGUGAGGAUAAGAUGGUGGAAGAUUUAACAAAAGGGAAAGAUGAUGAUGAUGAGGUUAAGGUUGAGAGAUCUGCUGAACCAAAAGCUGGAGAAAUUUCUAAUAAUAUGGUUUUGAAAAAGCUUCUUCGUGGAGCGAGAUACUUUGACUCUCCUGAUGCUAGGGAGAGUUGUUAUAGUUGUGGGGAGCAAGAUCAUGUUACUGUUAAUUGUCCAACUUCAAUCAAGCGUAAGAAACCUUGCUUUAUAUGCGGGAGUUUGGAACAUGAUGCAAAGCAGUGUUCAAAGGGACACGAUUGUUAUAUUUGCAAAAAAGGUGGCCACCGGGCAAAAGAUUGUCCGGAUAAGUACAAAAAUGGGUCUAAAACAGCCAUAUGUUUAAGAUGUGGAGACUCUGGACAUGACAUGAUUUUGUGCAAGUAUGAGUACUCUCUGGAUGAUUUAAAGAAUAUACAAUGUUAUGUCUGUAAAAGCUUUGGCCAUCUAUGCUGUGUUGAACCGGGUAACUCACCGUUAUGGGCUGUGUCUUGUUAUAGAUGUGGUCAGCUAGAUCACAUUGGACUGGCUUGUGGUAGGUACUAUGAGGAAAGCACCAAAAAAGAUUUUGCUAGUUCAUGCUUUAGGUGUGGGGAAGAAGGGCAUUUCUCACGUGAAUGCCCGAAUUCGUCGAGCAUUAGCACUUCACAUGGCAGAGACUCACCUAGUUUAUGCUACAGAUGUAAUGGAGUAGGACAUUUUGCUCGUGAAUGUCUGUAUUCCUCUCAGGUCUCCAAGAGGAAUCGUGAACUAUCUACUCCAUCACAUAAAUCUAACAAGAGAAAUAAACAAAACUCGGAACACACUCCUACUCCCCAUGAAUCCAACAGGAAGACAAAGAAUAUAGAAAAUUCUGAACACAUUUCUACUCCUCGUGAAUCCAAUGGAAAGACGAAGAAGAAGAAGAAUAAAGAAAUCUUGGAAUACAAUUCUACUCCCCAUGAAUCCAACGGGAAGACGAAGAAGAAGAAAAAUAAAGAAACCUCGGAACACUACUCUACUCCCCGUGAAUAUAAUGAGAAGAUGAAGAAGAAGAAAACACAUAAAGGAGAACAUGGAGAACAUCUGCAAACUACACCACAGAAACCAAAACUGAGAGGCGGUUGGAUGAUAGAUGAUCUGGAAGACUAUUCUUUCCAAAGAGGAAAUAUCAGGAGGCCACGGUCCCCUAUUACACCAUCGGGUCAUAACUAUCAUAGGUUACCCACUACAUAUAUGGAUCAUACUCAUAACCAUAGAUCACCAACAUUUAGUUCUGGUGGUCAUUAUCCAGGUUCUCAAUCAACCACACCAUAUGGUAGAAACCAUAGAAAUUCAUCAUACGAGUCUAGUGGGCAUCUCUCGGAUGAUUUGCAUUCAAGGUGGCAACCUCAUUAUCCUUCUCUUUCCCAUCAUCAUCAUCAGAAUCACAGAUAUGCAUCUGCACCCUCAAGGUAUGGUCCGGCUCACCACUAUAGCGAGUAUUCAGAGAACUAUGGUCGCUGGUAGUAUCAAUUGAUAUUGUCAGAGACGAUUAUUAUGCUUGAUGGUGUUUGUUGGUUUCAAAAGUUAGCUUCACUAGACUUCUUGUAUUUGAUUUGGGACUGAUGUCAGCUUCUUGUUGUUUUGUUCUCUUCUCUUACGCAAGUACUUUGUUCAGUCCUCAUUUCUUUCCCUCAAGUAGAUUACUCAGAUUUUUC
Eutrema salsugineum is the source of this 2140-nucleotide messenger RNA. Its product is annotated as zinc finger CCHC domain-containing protein 7. The transcript has 8 exons. NCBI's taxonomy places the organism in Eukaryota, Viridiplantae, Streptophyta, Magnoliopsida, Brassicales, Brassicaceae. Bases 114 to 1949 code for a protein of 611 amino acids. Gene Ontology annotation, molecular function: zinc ion binding; nucleic acid binding. The record is from RefSeq and is a predicted model, not a curated record.